AUGGCGUCAAAGUUAUGUGAAGGUAAAAGGUUGUUACUACUGCUUAUGGGGGCUAUCCUAAUCCUGCCGCAUAGUACUACAGUUCAUGGGGCCAGUGCUGGGAACUUCAGCCUAGCUCUGCCCAAUUGCCCAGAGAAGUGUGGCAACAUGAGCAUCCCUUACCCGUUCGGCAUUGGGAAAGACAGCCUAGGCAAAGACUGCUUCCUGAAGAAAGAUUUUGAAGUCAUAUGCAAUACCAGCCAGCAAGCUCCAACUAUCUAUAUCUAUACGGGGGGAGGAUCAGUACCGUACUCCAAGGUGUUGAAUUUCAGUCUUCUUGAUGGUGAGGCACGCAUUCAGAAUAGAAUACACUGGAGCUGCAAAUACCCGAACAGUAGCAAUAUCACGAAUGAUGAAUUCCCAGCAUUAUCACUAAAUCUCGGGAAUUCUUUGAAGGUUUCCUACACUAAGAACAAAUUUACAGCAAUCGGGUGUGCAACCCUUGCAAACAUAAGGGGUUCUACGGAUGAAAUCAUUGAUUUUGAUUUUAACAACUUGCGCUACACCAGCGUUUGUUCAUCGUUCUGCGACAGUGAAAAACAAGACGGUGUCCCUUUGGUCCUUGAUUGGAGUGUUGGUUCUGAAACUUGCGAGGAAGCCAAGAAGAACUCAUCAUCUUUUGCCUGUCGCACCUUGAACAGUGUAUGCAUCAACGCGACAAAUGGUUCAGGGUACCGCUGCAUCUGCUCUCAAGGUUACCAAGGCAAUCCCUACCUAGACGAAGGGUGCCAAGACAUCAAUGAGUGUGAUGACCCAUCUAUAUAUCCUUGCAUUAAUGGUAACUGCAUCAACACCAUUGGGAGCUACAAUUGUUCAUGCCCAGGAGGAACCGAGAGCAAGGAUCCCAAGAAUAUAGCCUGCACUCCAGUUUCUGACACGAACAAAAGUAUUUUGGUUGUCAUCAUUGGUAUAGGAGUUGGUAGCGCGGCAGGCUUUAUGAUUUUGGUUGUCAUUGCAUUCUUUAUUACUCAAAGGUUUAAGCACAGGAGGGCAAUGAAGUUAAAACAAAAGUAUUUUGAGCAGAAUCGUGGACAAUUAUUACAACAGUUGGUAUCCCAAAGGACUGACAUUGCGGAAAGAAUGAUCAUAACUGUGGAUGAGCUUGCAAAGGCAACCAACAACUUUGACCCAGCUCGUGAGCUAGGUGGUGGAGGGCAUGGUACAUCAUUUACAAAGGCCGCCUCACCGACAAAAGUGAUGUCUACUGACUUUGGUGUUAUUGUUGUGGAAUUGUCGACAAGGAAGAAACCAUUUUCAUAUUUUUCAUCUAACGGCGAGGGCCUUGUUGCACAUUUUUCCAAAUUACAUGGUGAAGGCAAUCUGAUCGAAAUACUAGAUCCUCAGGUUAUUGACGAGGGAGGCCAAGAAGUCCAAGCAGUGGCCGCACUUGCAUCAUCAUGUAUAAGGUUAAGGAGUGAAGAACGACCAACCAUGAGACAAGUGAACCGUGCACUAGAAGGUCUUCUCUCACCUGAGAAUCAUGCAGGGGCUAAUAAUAUGUUGGCAGAGGAAUUUGAUGAGAAUGGUCAGAUGAUGAUAGGUUAUCCAUCGCCUGAUGAGGGGCAAAGCAUGGGGGAAUCUACUAGAUGGUACAGUUUGGAACAAGAAUCAUUGAUGGUUGUGCAUUCUCGGUAG
Miscanthus lutarioriparius is the source of this 1674-nucleotide messenger RNA. The record is from the annotation of a GenBank genome assembly. NCBI's taxonomy places the organism in Eukaryota, Viridiplantae, Streptophyta, Magnoliopsida, Poales, Poaceae.